AUGACUGAACUCACCCCCGAGCAGGAGGCUGCCGCCCUCCGCGCCGAGGAGCAGGCUCGUCUGCGCAAGGCUCGUCGCGAGGCCAAGAUCAAGGCUGGCGCUGCCCAUCGCCUGAACACCAUCACCGGCCUGGCGAGUGGUAUUCCGCGAGCCAAUACGGCUUCUUCGCUCGACUCGAAUCCCACUCCCGUCGCCCCAACCGCCGGCCCGACCAUCAUCUCCAGCUCCAUCCAGAAAAUCACCACCGAGCCCGAGGAAAUCAACCUCGCGCAGCACUUCUAUCGCCCCGGCCAGUCCCGCACGCUCUCCCUUCCCGUCACCUUCGAGACCGCCGCCUCCAGACUCGACAUGCCCCCUGCGGGCCGCCGCAACCCCUACACCUUCGGCGUCAACAGCAAGCAGAUGCCGCCCCCCGCCGAAGAAGAUCCCAUGCUGAGUCUCAUGUCUAAGAUCCUCUCGCCAAACGCCGCUGUUGGCGGCAUCAACAGCCGUCCGCCCUUCGGCCCACAGUCUGCUCAGAGCCAGCAGAACCAGAUGCCUAUCCUGCCUCCGCGCCCCACGCCCCUCUGGCGCUUCCUGCACACCCUGCUUGCUGUCGCUCUCGGGCUGGCCGUUAUCAUGCUGUCACCAUUCGGCGGCACCAAGCUGGAGCGCGACCGCGCGGCUGCCGCUGUGGCCGGGUCGGCAUCGGAGAGAGAGUGGCUAGCCUCGCUGACGGAUAGCUAUCCGCUUGUGAAGACGGGUCUCGGAGGGGGCCUGUUCUGGGCGUUUGCCACGGGCGAGGCGAUCCUCCUGGGCACGAGGUGGCUGUUCCUUAGCAAGAAAAAGAAAGCUGCUACUGCCGCAGCGAAGGUAAAUAACAACAAUGGGGAGGGUGAUGAUGCCGAGCUGGAUUCCGUGGAGCAGGCGAUUGAGCUGGCGCUCGAGUUCUUCCCUGCUAUUCGCCAGCCCGUGGAGUAUCUCAGGCCCAAGGUGGCGGUUGCGAUGCGAUAUGUUGAUGUGGGCAUGACUCUGUGGCGGGAUGUAAUGCUGGCCCUGUUUGUGCUCGGGGCAGUGGCUUGGUGGAGGGCUUGA
This is a messenger RNA of Thermochaetoides thermophila DSM 1495, 1074 nucleotides long. RefSeq lists its product as uncharacterized. Gene Ontology annotation, biological process: retrograde vesicle-mediated transport, Golgi to endoplasmic reticulum. The record is from RefSeq and is a predicted model, not a curated record. The transcript is spliced from 2 exons. The coding region runs from base 1 to 1074 and encodes 357 amino acids. NCBI's taxonomy places the organism in Eukaryota, Fungi, Ascomycota, Sordariomycetes, Sordariales, Chaetomiaceae.